Eremomyces bilateralis CBS 781.70 is the source of this 3783-nucleotide messenger RNA. RefSeq names its product DNA polymerase delta large chain. The coding region runs from base 79 to 3390 and encodes 1103 amino acids. Gene Ontology annotation, biological process: DNA-templated DNA replication; nucleotide-excision repair, DNA gap filling; base-excision repair, gap-filling. The transcript has 4 exons. Gene Ontology annotation, molecular function: 3'-5'-DNA exonuclease activity; DNA binding; nucleotide binding. The record is from RefSeq and is a predicted model, not a curated record. Lineage: Eukaryota; Fungi; Ascomycota; Dothideomycetes; Eremomycetales; Eremomycetaceae. Gene Ontology annotation, cellular component: delta DNA polymerase complex.
CGAUGCUAAACCAGUGAAAGUAAUAACCAUCCACCACCUGCUCGCUUCUCUUCCCUUUCUUCUGCCAUCACAUCCAAAAUGCCGGCAACUGCCCUUCAAACUCCCCACAAGAGAGUGCUGGUUGAAUCGACAAACACCAAAGCCAACAUCCAACUUUCCCCACACUCUGCAAAGAAGAGGCGGCUCAACGACUCUCCAGCAGGAAAGCUCAAAGCUCCAACGAGGAUCGUAAAUGGCGCCCCAGCUUCCAGUCAGGGGAAGAGUCAUUUUGAAGAGGAGGUGCUGGAGAAGUUGUCACAGGAUAUCAAUGGCUUGAAGCAGAGGAACUCCGAGACUGACCAAGAGUGGGCCCGACCCCCGCUGGGCGAUUUCAGCGAGGAGACGGAUAAUAUCUGCUUCCAGCAAAUUGAAGCGGAUGAAGGCUCACUACAUGGAGGAAGAACGACAGUGAGAUUGUUUGGUGUAACGGAGACCGGCCACUCUGUCCUUGUCCAUGUCACAGGUUUCAUGCACUACCUAUACGUUGCAGCGCCAGUGUCCUUUGAACCGAAAGACUGCGAACCCUUCGGCCGUUUCUUGGACGGCAAGCUCGCCCAGCAUCAGCCCACGAUCCACUCCGUCCAAAUCGUCCUCAAAGAGAACAUUUUUGGCUUCCAGGGAAAUCAGAAAGCGGCAUACCUCAAAAUCACCGUGUCGGAUCCGCGAUGGAUCAACCGUGUCCGGACAUGCAUCGAGACCGGAAAUGCCAACUACAAGGGGUUGUGGAAGUCGCCCGAUGGAGGCGUGCUCACGUUUGACAGCAUUCAAUACAUUCUUCGAUUCAUGAUCGACUGCAAGAUAUCCGGCAUGUCGUGGGUCGAAGCCCCGGCCGGAAAAUACAGACUGCUCCCACAGAAGGAAAGACACUCCAACUGCCAAAUCGAAGCCGAAGUCAACUACAAAGAUCUCAUUGCUCACCAAGCUGAAGGUGACUGGGCCAAGAUGGCCCCUCUUCGUGUUCUCUCGUUCGACAUCGAGUGUGCUGGCCGAAAAGGUAUCUUCCCUGAAGCCGAUCAAGACCCAGUUAUCCAGAUUGCCAACGUUGUGACACGAUAUGGCGAGGAGAAACCUUUCGUCCGAAACGUUUUCGCUAUGGACACUUGCAGCCUUAUCGUGAACACACAGAUCUUCGAGUUCCAGAAAGAAGAAGACAUGCUCAUAGCGUGGCGAAAUUUCCUCGAGAAAGUGGAUCCGGAUGUCAUUAUCGGUUACAACAUCGCCAACUUCGACUUUCCGUACUUACUGGACCGAGCCAAGCAUCUCAAGGUCACAAAAUUCCCGUAUUGGACCCGUUUGAGGAAUGUCAGGUCGCAGCAUACCAGCACCAACUUCUCCAGCAAACAAAUGGGCAAUCGAGACACGAAAACGACCAACACCAACGGGAGACUUCAACUUGACCUCCUUCAGCUCGUUCAGCGCGAUCAUCAACUCCGGAGUUACACGUUGAAUUCCGUGUGUGCCCAUUUCCUAAAUGAACAAAAGGAAGAUGUGCACCAUACGAUGAUCACCGAACUCUACAAUGGCGAUGCCAACACGAGGCGCCGUCUCGCAGUGUACUGCUUGAAGGACGCCUAUUUGCCGCAGCGUCUUCUAGACAAGCUCAUGUGUCUCGUCAACUACACCGAGAUGGCAAGAGUUACGGGAGUCCCUUUCAAUUUCCUUCUCUCUCGAGGACAGCAAGUCAAGUUUUUGAGCCAGUUGUUCCGGAAGGCUCUCGAGCAGGAUCUGGUCAUUCCAAAUCUCCGGUCCGAGGCCACGGACGAGCAGUAUGAAGGAGCGACAGUCAUUGAACCCGUGCGAUCCUAUUACCGUGUUCCCAUUGCCACCCUGGACUUUGCGUCUCUGUAUCCCAGUAUCAUCCAGGCACACAACCUCUGCUACACAACAUUGCUGAACAAAACCGCGGUCGAGAAACUCCAGUUGAAAAAAGACGACGACUAUAUCGUCACCCCGAAUGGCGACAUGUUCUGUACCGCCAAAGUCCGUAAAGGCCUUCUAUCUCAGAUCUUGGAGGAGCUUCUGGGGGCGCGAAAAAUGGCCAAACGGGAAUUGGCUGUCGAGACUGACCCCUUCAAGAAAGCGGUAUUGAACGGUCGUCAGCUUGCCUUGAAGAUCAGCGCCAAUAGUGUGUACGGUCUCACUGGUGCCACCGUCGGCAAGCUGCCCUGUCUUGCGAUUGCAAGCAGUACCACGAGCUAUGGGCGACAGAUGAUCGAGAAGACGAAGCAUGAGGUCGAAGCGAAGUAUACUAUGGCGAAUGGGUAUUCUCACGACGCUCAGGUUGUGUACGGCGACACCGAUUCCGUGAUGGUCAAAUUCGGGCCGGCCGAUCUUGCGAAAGCCAUGGAGCUGGGCGAAGAGGCGGCGAAAUAUGUCUCGUCCAAGUUCCUGAAGCCGAUUAAACUGGAAUUCGAGAAGGUAUAUUUCCCGUAUCUGCUGAUCAACAAGAAGCGAUAUGCCGGGCUUUACUGGACCAAUCCCGACAAGUGGGACAAGAUGGACACCAAGGGCAUCGAGACCGUUCGUCGGGACAAUUGUCGUUUGGUGCAAACUGUCAUUGAGACAUCACUGAAGAUGUUGCUCAUCGACCGAGAUGUCGAAGGGGCGCAGGAGUUUGUCAAAGAAACCAUUUCCGACCUACUCCAGAAUAAGGUCGAUAUGUCCAACCUAGUCAUUACCAAGGCAUUGACCAAGUCCGACUAUGCCGCCAAACAGGCGCACGUCGAGCUCGCCGAGCGCAUGAAAAAGCGUGACGCCGGAUCUGCCCCCGCCCUCGGCGAUCGUGUCGCCUACGUGAUCGUCAAAGGCGCCGCCGGCUCCCGCAAUUUCGAAAAGAGCGAAGACCCCCUCUACGUCCUCGAGCACAACCUCCCCAUCGACACCAAAUACUACCUCGAGAACCAACUCGCCAAACCCCUCGGCCGCAUCUUCGAACCCAUCCUAGGCGACAAGGUGGCCUCGCAGCUCCUGACCGGCGCGCACACUCGCAGCAUCGCGGUCGCCGCGCCGACGAUGGGGGGGCUCAUGAAGUUCGCCAAGAAGACACAGACGUGCAUGGGGUGCAAGAAGCCGCUCACGAGCGCGGAGGAGCGGGACGGUGCGGUGUGCUCCGACUGCCGGCCGCGGUUCGGGGAACUGUAUCAGAAAACGCUGGGGCGGGUGAGCGAGCUGGAGGUGCGGUUCGCGCGGCUAUGGACGCAAUGUCAACGGUGCCAAGGAAGCAUGCACAAUAACGUGAUCUGCAGUAGUCGCGACUGUCCGAUCUUCUACAUGCGGAUGAAGGCGAUGAAGGAUGUGGAGGACUCGGGGAAGGAGUUGGCAAGGUUUGAUCGCGAUCAGGCCUUGUGGUAGACGCCGGGCGUAUACCAGAGAAAACGGAACGAGUGAAGAUACGAUGGUUGAGCGAAUUCCAAGAUCAUCGACCGUCAAUCCUAAUAGUGUGCAUAUAUCAUUCUAAACUGGAAGGCGACGCAUGGUGAGAUGGCAUUUUUGGACCACUGUUUCUUAUUGGGAAUCAGGUUUCUAGACAACGGAUCAGCUUUCCAGCACCAGUCCAUUUGUACCGUAGGACCGGCGCAGUAUCAUUCACAUUAGUUAUGGGAGACUAGCGUAGGAUAUGAAUUUGCUAUGAAUAUGGUAUUAUGGGACAAAUAUAGAUUUGGUACUCCAUGGAUAAGCAUCGAUGGUCAGGUGUUACGAGUUCUGACAAUAACCGGUGUCUCUCGCGACUACCUAUCCUACGCU